GCGCAAAACACAAACAGCUGUUUUCGGUAGCUUAAAGGAAAGCUUUUUUAGUGAUCCCGACUCAGGAGAGGCAGUUUUUAAUAUUGUAGAAACAACCUGUCAAUAUAAAAUGCGGCGCUUUAGCUUAAUUGUGGCGGUUAGCGAAAACCUAGGCAUCGGUAUAAAGGGCGACCUUCCAUGGCGCAUAAAAUCAGAGCUUAAGUACUUUAGCCGGACAACAAAAAGAACCAGUGAUCCCAGCAAGCGCAAUGCUGUUAUUAUGGGGAGGAAGACGUACUUCGGCGUUCCCGAGAGCAAGAGACCACUGCCCAACCGCCUGAACAUCGUUUUGAGCACCACGCUACAGCCGGAGGAUCUUCCCAAGGACGUCAUGUUGUGUCCCAACCUGGAGGCGGCUAUGAAGCAUUUGGAAGGUGAUGACCAGAUCGAAAACGUUUGGGUCGUAGGUGGCAGCGGAGUAUAUGCGGAGGCAAUGGACUCGAAUCGUUGCCACCGGCUAUACAUCACCCGAAUACACCAAAAGUUUGAGUGUGACACUUUCUUUCCCACGAUUCCCGAAAGUUUCCGCGAAGUGGCUCCCGAUCCGGACACACCGGCAGGCGUCCAAGAGGAGAAUGGCAUUGAAUACGAGUACAAAGUGAUGGAGAAAGAAACCAAAUAAAGAAUGCCUUUUAUUUACUACGAA
This is a messenger RNA of Drosophila ananassae, 685 nucleotides long. It is a transcript of the gene Dhfr, whose product is annotated as dihydrofolate reductase. Gene Ontology annotation, biological process: folic acid metabolic process; glycine biosynthetic process; tetrahydrofolate biosynthetic process. Gene Ontology annotation, cellular component: mitochondrion. The record is from RefSeq and is a predicted model, not a curated record. The transcript is spliced from 2 exons. Lineage: Eukaryota; Metazoa; Arthropoda; Insecta; Diptera; Drosophilidae. The coding region runs from base 110 to 661 and encodes 183 amino acids. Gene Ontology annotation, molecular function: dihydrofolate reductase activity; NADP binding.